AAAACUUUAGUAUGAAAAUAACUCGCGUUAGAUAAACUUCAAACAUUUUUAACUUGGCAUACAUUAAUAGUCCAAGAAUUUCUUUAGAACACUAAGCUUAUAAUAAUGUGUAACAGUGCAGUGCAUCGAUCAUUUGAUGGGAUUGUCGAUCCGUUUUCCUUUUCAACCUUUCAUUUGUUAAGAACGUGUAACCGGUUAAUGCUUCCCUCAGAAGUUCAAAAUUACUACACUAUUAUGAAAGACACCAAUAAUUUCCCACACAACAGCCCAUUGAAAUCACCUUCAAUUUCAAUUGAUCCGAAGGAUCUACCACCUCAGCCACCUGAUAUACUUAACCAGAAUUUAGGAUCAAUGUUUACGCAAAAAUUAUCCGAAAAUGAGAAGCUUCCCAUUUCUUUACAGCCAGUUCUAAAUAUAGUCACAAGCACAGAGAACUGCUCGCCUCUAGGAUAUGAAUAUGGAUCCCCAACGGAAUAUCCUUUGACCGAGCUCAACCGGUCAGGUGUGUUCUCGUCAUUUUUGCAAAGGAGACCUCGGGGAGAAAAAAGACCGAUACCAGAAGAACAAAAAGACGAAAAAUAUUAUGAACGUCGGAAACGUAACAACGAAGCAGCUAAAAAAUCUCGGGACGCACGAAAAAUACGUGAAGAUAGGAUUGCUUUUCGAGCAGCGUUAUUGGAACAAGAAAACUCAAUUUUGCGAGCACAAAUAGCUGCUUUGAGAAAUGAAUUACAUUCCGUACGAGAAAUGUUGCAAAUGGAUCGGGCAGCAGGCAAAAUGUGAACUACGAGUAGUUGAAUUCUCAAAAAACAUUUGGUGGUGUUAUAAAUCUUUAUGAUUCUGUAAAUAUUUUUAGCUAUGUAGUAGGUAUAUUUUAAUGUAUGUAUGAAUAACAAAAGUUGUGUUUUUUGUAAAUAAUUGUUGUUUCUUAUGAAAAUGUGUACACAGAUGAUUUAAAAAAUAAACUAAUGUUAAAAUUAAUACAAGUUCAAUGCAUACAAAACUGAGAGACAAAAUCAUAUUUUGAUAU
Eupeodes corollae is the source of this 1030-nucleotide messenger RNA. Its product is annotated as transcription factor ces-2. Gene Ontology annotation, molecular function: DNA-binding transcription factor activity, RNA polymerase II-specific; RNA polymerase II cis-regulatory region sequence-specific DNA binding. The record is from RefSeq and is a predicted model, not a curated record. Bases 106 to 783 code for a protein of 225 amino acids. Gene Ontology annotation, biological process: regulation of transcription by RNA polymerase II. The transcript has 2 exons. Gene Ontology annotation, cellular component: nucleus. NCBI's taxonomy places the organism in Eukaryota, Metazoa, Arthropoda, Insecta, Diptera, Syrphidae.